AUGGCCCCCACCUCACUACCAACUCCAUAUGACUUUCCGAGACUGAGAGUCUCGGUUCAUCUCGAGGAUGACACCAGGUUCCUCGCUCAAGAUGACCCAGUGCCUGAAUUUUUCGAUGUCAAGUUCUGCCCCUACCAGCCGUUGGACGCGAGACCCGUCUUUGCCGCCGUCAGUAAGAAACACAUAAUAGUUUGCCGUCUCACGGCAGCUGCCGAUGACUCGAAUCCAUGUGAAAUUAUCAGCAUAAUUCGGGAUGACGAUACCGAGGCAAGAAAUUACUCCUGCACUUGGACAAGGGACGCAGAGACCGGAAGGCCCUUGUUAUGCUACGGCGGCGAGGAUGCCAAGAUCAAGGUUUACGACAUUAUCGAGCAGAAGCUCGUCGACUGUCUCGUUGGCCACGGCGGAGUGAGCCAUGCCCGUAGUCUCACUUAUCAUAGGCUCUUGCUGAUGAACCUUCAGGACGUUUGUGACGUGGUGACUUCUCCAAUAGACCCCCUAAUUAUCGCCUCGUGUUCCGAUGACACGACAGUCCGAAUAUGGAGUCUAGACCCAAAACAUGAGAAGCAGCCUUGCCUGUGUAUUCUUGGAGGCGAGGGCCACUACUGGAACUUGCUUACACUGGCGUGGCACGACACGGGCCGAUACAUACUUUCUGCCGGUCACGACCAGAUAAUUAACCUCUGGACAGUACCAGACCUGCCGAUCGAGCACACCGACCGCCCAGUGGAGGUUCACUAUCCUCACUUUUCAACAUCAGAGGUUCACAGCAGCCUUGUGGAUUGUGUAUCCUUCUUUGGCGACUUUAUCCUGUCUCGAGCCUGUCACGACGAUGUGAUCGUCUUGUGGAAGAUAGAAGGCUUCUCCUCCCAGGACCCGCCCCCUCCGCAGUCCAUGGCCCCAACUACCAUCAACCCGGCCAAUCUCACCCGAUCUGCCUUCAGCCCGGGCGUUUCGGCAGAAUGUCCAGCUCCCUACACCCGGCUCAUCGAGUUCCAGACGCUCGGUUGCGGCCCGCAAUUCUUUAUGCGAUUCAAGCUGCACUUCGUACCUGACCAGCACCCCAUUCUGGCCUUCUGCAACGCCAACGGCAAGAUCUAUUUUUGGGACUUUGAGCAAAUAACAGGCUUCCAUGAUUAUGUCAACGCCGUCAAGAGACCCAGGAGAGACGGGGAGGAAGUCUUGCCAAAGCCCACGUGGUUGCCGGCCAUCACCCAUCGUGCCAACACCAACGGCAAGGCGGCACCGACGGUCCGAGAGAAGAAGGCGGCCGACAAGGCUCACCGGACGGAGCUUGAGCAGAUUCCCGAGUUGAGGACCCAGUACAACCAGGAAACGCUGCAAACAUGGGAUGGCAAGUUUACCGUCGGCAAUCCUCAGGUGCCUCUGAAACCCCAUAAGAUAGAAAAUUGCGGCGCGUCGACUUUCGUGGGUAGACAGGUCGCUUGGAGCCCCGGAGGUGAAUGGUGCGUUGUUGUGGGCAGCUCCAACUUCGCCCUAGUUUUUCAGAGAUGGGUACCCAGGAAGGAUGCGUGA
Messenger RNA from Colletotrichum orchidophilum, 1536 nucleotides. Its product is annotated as WD domain-containing protein. The coding region runs from base 1 to 1536 and encodes 511 amino acids. Gene Ontology annotation, biological process: negative regulation of transcription by RNA polymerase II. Gene Ontology annotation, molecular function: nucleosome binding; protein binding. Gene Ontology annotation, cellular component: ESC/E(Z) complex. NCBI's taxonomy places the organism in Eukaryota, Fungi, Ascomycota, Sordariomycetes, Glomerellales, Glomerellaceae. The record is from RefSeq and is a predicted model, not a curated record. The transcript is spliced from 9 exons.